Xyrauchen texanus (razorback sucker) is the source of this 1055-nucleotide messenger RNA. RefSeq lists its product as uncharacterized. The record is from RefSeq and is a predicted model, not a curated record. Bases 396 to 1055 code for a protein of 219 amino acids. NCBI's taxonomy places the organism in Eukaryota, Metazoa, Chordata, Actinopteri, Cypriniformes, Catostomidae. The transcript is spliced from 4 exons.
AGCAAGUGGACGAGCAGAUGCAUGAACGAGACAAUGUGCAACGGGAAGAAGAAACAAUACAAGAGGGCGAAACAACAGCGACCAAGGACACUGAACAGCAUGAAAAAGAACAUAAUGAUCUAGAGGAACAAUCACAACAGAAGAGGGAACUUGGACUCCGAUGGUUUUAACGGAAAAUGUGCAAAGUGCUUUGGAAGAUGGGGAACAAAAUGAUCAAGUGAAUAAUGGACUGAUGGAUAUACAACAGGAUGGAGUUGUAAUAGAUUUCGACGAACAACCGGCUAGAAUGGAAAGUGAAGAGGGGGAACAAAAGGAAGACAAACAAGCGAAAUCAUCGAAAAGAAGAAGGCCAAUAAAGAGCUCAAUCAGAGUACAGCGCAACUGUCAGGGUCAAGAUGACGCAAAUGGGGCUUUACUCAAAGUUCCCUGCAGAAGAGGCCAUGCUGACAGAUUUUAAGCGCUACCUGAUCAACACCCUGCAGGUCCCAAACUGCCAGCAGGAGGUAGACAACGUCUCCAGGAUGCUGAGGUACAUCCAGCCAAGUGGGGAUGAAGUCAGCUUGGACUUCCUGCUAAAGUCCACUGAGACCAAAGACUACCUCACCCAACUCCGGCGCGCUGACAUGGUCCCAGCCACCAUUUUGAACUACAUAAAGAACAUGAUCCGGUUUGUUCAGUAUUUGAAGACCCACCUGAACUUGGCUGCAGCAGAUCCGGACUUCUACAGGAAGUGCCAAGCCUACCUCGACCUCCUCGCUUCCAUCAGAAAGCCAGUGGCCAAGUCACACAGCAAGGUCACCUGUAAAACAAGGUAUGAACGGUUCCAAGAGGGUGAGAAGAGCCUUCAGGAGUGCCAGGCAGUCCUCCGGAAGGCCAAAAAAGACAUGCUGUCCAUUUAUGGGAGGCUGCUGGAAGGUGACCACGUGGCUUCAGAGGAAAAGACGAUGUUCCGGUACUUCUGUGAAGCAAUUCUGAUCCUCGGUCACUUCCAGAGACCAGGAGCGGUGGAGGGAGUAACAGUAAGUGUUAAGACCUCAGUUUUCAUGGGGGCAUAA